UGAAGUACUUACGCCGUCGAGUCCACCGCGCAGGCGCAGCACUAUGACGGCUCGCUGUGUGAUUGGAAGGAUGUGCAAGUGGGUGGAGAACGCGUGCUCCCCGCCUAAAAGUCUUGUUUUUGUUUCGAGUGGCGCGGUUCGCGUCGUAUGGGGGAAAACUCGCCUAAGUGAGCCGUUCCAGUGAGGCGUAUGAAGGCGUCUGCUCUGCUGCAGUGAUGGCCAGAAGGGAUUUUUGUACGCGAUGUGCAGAUGCCAGGAUUAGGAAUGCGUUAAACUGAACCUCUCCCGACAAGGCAGGUGUCAUGGCUCAGAGACCAGAGCACAUUAAGGAAGAAGACCCCGAUUGGGAGCCCCCUGAAGCAGAGAAUUCCUUUGUGAAGCUAGAAGACUGUGGCUUGGAUUAUCCCGCUUUUAAGGAAGAGAUAUACGUCAGCUCUGAGUUAGAAGAUGCAGAGGGAACUUCGAGAUACACAAAGGAUAACGUCACUUCCGAGAAUGCUUACAGUUUAAGGUCCGCGAAGAAGAGGCAGGUGUCUCCUCCGCAGAAUUCCGCUCGGUUGAAGCCUGAUUCCGUUGAGCCUGGGGGCAAAAUGACUCAAGAGCUAAGCUACAAGAGGCAGGAGAGAGAGACGUCAUCUGUGAGGCGCCCUUCAAACGUUUCCAGUUCAGUUACUGCCACUCCGCAUGAGGCGGCAGAGAGGCAGGAGCGCCAGCUACUCCACCCACCAAAGAAAAGGAUAAAGUCGGCCGUGUGGGAGUAUUUUGGCUACCCGGAAAACCCGGAUGGCGCAAUCCUGGAGGAUGGUAUUCCAAUGUGCAAGAUUUGCAGAAGAAAGGUGUGCGCGAGAGGAGGAAACACGUCAAAUUUCCGCGCACACCUGCGUGUGCAUCACGCUGCAGAGUAUUCCCAAAUCAAGGUGGUCAAACCCAAGAUUUGCUGUAAAAGUAAAGUGUGGGACUAUUUCACCAAAGGCAACAGUUUUGGUCCAGUGACCUGCAAUGUCUGCAAAGCCAGAGUCAGCCAGGGGUCCUAUAAAUCCACUAAAAAGAACACCACUAAUUUGUGGAAACACUUACAAAGAAGACAUAUCGAAGAAUAUCGCGAGGCACGAGGGAAAACCACCCUGAAGAAAACUGAGUAUUUUCUGUCACCGUCCCCACUGGCACUGCCCACUCUAAAACGACUCGAUGAUCAGAUAGGAAAAUGGCCGCCAGAUCACCCACAAGCCAAAGAAAUGGACAGGCUCAUCCUGGAGAUGAUUGCCACCGACGUCCUGCCGUUUCCAGUUGUACAAGGUGUCGGCUUCAAAAGGCUAAUGGCGAAGGUAGAGCCCCGCUAUGCGCUGAGGAGUGAGAAAUAUUUUCGUUCUGAGCUGGUAUUUGAUGUUCACGAGAAAAUUGUUGAAAAGAUUAAGAGUCUGGUCGCGGCCGAAAAUGCUGGGGACCGCCUCACGUUCACCGCCGACUGCUGGUCGGGUCCAACGGGAGCCCUGAUGAGUCUGACGGCUCAUUUCAUCGACCACAAGUGGAGACGGUUCAACGUGACCCUAAAUGUCAAGGCCACCACACAGCUCCACCUCGGAGAGUACGUCAAGCAGACGCUCAUGGAUAUCUUGGAAGAGUGGGAUAUCGAGGCGAAGCGCGUUUUGCUGGUUCUUCGAGACAGUGGCGCCGCCAUCGUCAGUGGUGCAAAGGUUUUUGAGAUGCCGGAGCUGAGCUGCAGUGCGCACCUCCUUCAACGCAUCAUAAGUGAGGGCCUGCACUCACAUAAAGUCGUGAAGGAUAUCCUGACCAAAGUGAAGCAGUGCGCCACACACUUUCAGCACUCGGUGGUGGCACAGCGGCGUCUCUCUGCCAUUCAAGAGGAAGUGGGGGUCCCACAGAACGACAUUAUUCAGAUUGUGCCAUCCCGGUGGAACUCGACCCUUCACAUGUUCCAGAGGAUGCUGGAGCAGAAGAGCGCUCUAAUGGUGUACUCGAGCCAGCAUGGGUUUUUCAUGUGUCCGAGUGCGGAAGAGUGGGAUAUCCUGUCCCACCUGGUGGAUACUUUGACGGUCAUUGAGGAAAUAACAUCGGAGAUGAGCCGAUCGGACUCCUCUGCCUCAUGCAUCAUACCUUCUGUGACCGUGCUGAAGUGUGUGCUAAAGGUGCACGAGCCCAGAAAUAUGACAAUCCAGACCCUUUGGAAGAGCAUGUUACAUAGUGUGGAAAAAAGGUUUUUCCAGAUGGUCAACUCCAAAGAGGUAGUGUUGGCAUGUGUGCUUGACCCACGCUUCAAAGAACGCCCCCUAUCCAGUGAGACUGUAAGUAAGGCCAAAAUCUGGCUUAGGGAAAAUACCAGUGAGGGCGUGUUAGCAGAUGACAUACCGCUAAUAGACCUCACAGAGGAAGAGGAGGAGGACUUCCAAAGGCGUACACCACGCGAAGAGUCCAGCAGACUCCUGGAUAGUCUUUACAAGCAUAUGCUGACCUCACCCACUCAUGAGGAGGUGCCCGAGGGCAUAGCCGAAGAGCUGGAGCGAUACCUUCGAGAACCCGUGAUCGACCGGAAGACGGGCAACUCUCUGGAUUGGUGGAGCCAGAACUGCAGCCGCUUUGAGCAGCUGUCUUGGCAAGCCCGGCAGUACCUGGCCAUUCCGCCAUCCUCUGUGCCAGUGGCGAGGGCUGUGGACACCCUGGGCGACAAGACUGAGUGUCCCUCGGGGGAAAAUGCGGAGGAACUCUGCUUCCUGCAUUAUAACCUGCCACUCUUAGACUGGCAGUAUUGAGCAGGGCAUUUGAACUGUGGGGGGGGGGGGGGGACUGUGGACAGAGAAGUUCAUCAUCUUCCUUAAUCCCACCAUUUUCCCAAACCUGAACUGAUACAAGGACUGUGUGCCAAGUUUUUUUUUUUUUUUUUUUUUACUUUCCAAAAUUUAAUUCUAUCAUCUCCGUCACAUUGCCCGCCGCUGCCCAUUUCUGUCCUUUAAUGACGCUCAGACUCAUUGUUUAAUAACGUCUCGUAUUGAUUUCUGUAAUUUCCUCUUCAUCAGCCUCCCUGCAAAAACAAAGUAUUUUCUGCUCACGUUCCCCCCCCCCCCCGUUCUCUCCCAGCUUCACUGGUUACCCGUUCCAUUAAGGAUUACAUUCAGGGUUCCGCUUCUCACCUUCAAAGCCCUACAUAACCUUUGCCCGUUUCUAACUCACUCAGCUCUUAGCUACUGUCCCACGCACCAGACUCUCCGCUCCUUUAGUGUUAUGGCCC
Molecule: messenger RNA, 3244 nt
Organism: Erpetoichthys calabaricus (reedfish)
Lineage: Eukaryota; Metazoa; Chordata; Cladistia; Polypteriformes; Polypteridae
Product: E3 SUMO-protein ligase ZBED1
Exons: 4
Coding region: 303-2768 (821 amino acids)
Molecular function (GO): protein dimerization activity; DNA binding
Source: RefSeq, a predicted model, not a curated record